AUGGCAUCUCUCUUCCAGCUCCUCUCUUACCUCUACACCAUGGCCAUAGCCCUUUUCGAUCUCCUCCUUCUAAGAGCUGUCCUCCUAAUCCGAUCCGCCGUGCCGGGAAGUAUGGUCACACAUUCUGAUAAACUUUUUCGCAUAAUUACCACUCAAUAUUUCAACCUCGUUGAAGAGAAAAACCCAACUAUUUGUUACAGUGAAAACUUGAGGCAUCAUGAAUCAAGAGAAUGUGCGGUGUGUUUGUCUGAGUUCCUGGAAGGUGAAAGUUUAAGGAAAUUGAAAUGCAAGCACACUUUCCACAAGGAUUGCCUUGACAAAUGGCUAGAAGAAUACCUGGCUACAUGCCCACUUUGCAGGACUAGGGUUUUGCCGGAGGGACUUGUGGCCAAUUAUCAUCUGCUCAAAGAUCAUAUAGAGAAUGGCGGGAGCUAUGAUGACGCUACCUUCAUGCUAUCUGCAUUAUAUGGUGAUUUUUUACGUAGACUUUUCUAA
Populus nigra (black poplar) is the source of this 495-nucleotide messenger RNA. RefSeq names its product E3 ubiquitin-protein ligase RHA2B-like. The transcript has a single exon. The record is from RefSeq and is a predicted model, not a curated record. NCBI's taxonomy places the organism in Eukaryota, Viridiplantae, Streptophyta, Magnoliopsida, Malpighiales, Salicaceae. The coding region runs from base 1 to 495 and encodes 164 amino acids.